AUGGCUUUUGUGAAGUGGUUAGGUUACAGCAACAGGUUUAACAGUUGGAUACCAGCUGGGGUCAUUAAGUCCAAACAUAGGUUAGUAUAUGAGAUGGAGGACGCUGGAGACUACGAUGGCAUUGAGUUGGAAGAGACCAGGGGAAGUUACCCUCAAUAUGAUGACAUGGACUAUCACGACCUACUAUCGAACUUCGACGAAUUGACAAUCAGGUCAAAUACGGAGACAAAGUACGGUUCGGAUCCUUUAGCUCUCACUGACAUUAACCACGAAUUUCAAUACGUGAAGAAACGAAUGGAAGAACGUGGAACAGUCCAUACCUCUUUCAUUGAGGGCGGAGAAGGAACCGUAAACAUCACAGGACCCACUGGAAGUACCACAGCCCCAGGUGAUGAGUUCGUGGAGGAUCCCAACGGUUUGCUUCCAGAUGUCAUGGAUGCGUUCAACGAUUCAUUUGAGCUAAUUGGGAUGACAUAUAGGACCGUCUAGUAAACUGAAGAAGUUCUCAAAAGACCGUCUCACAGCAGAGAAGAAAAGAGACUUUGAAAACCAGGUGGAACGUGUGCAGGCUGUCACAAGAGUUGUUCAAGCGAAGGAGAAAAUAGUACUCAACCCUAGGAAUAAAUACGUCAGGGAACUUAUCAAUAGGUCAUCAGUCAAGACACUUAAUGAUGGCACAGAGAUGUUAAUGUUUAGGAGUGAGCGGGGUAUUAACAAGAGUGGUACCCAGAUUAUGAAACGUGGGAAAACUAACGUCCCCACAUACUCUAAGAAUUCCCCAGCACUGAAAGAGUACAAGGAACUAGUGAGGAGAAUCAAGGAGGAGUCCACAACCAGUACCCAAUCUCACACAAACGAAGCAUUUGAGGGAGAUGAGACAACAAUUGUAGAUCGGAAUGCUGAACUGGACACCGUCAACGAUGUUGACAGCAUGUUUGAACAGAUAGAAUUGAUAGAUGUGAGGGUAGCCAGAGACGAUAUCCCAGGUCUAACCCCUCAGGAAAAUAAAGAGCUACGAGGAGUGCUUAACCCCACGGACGCCAUGGAUCUGGAAUCAAGAAUUGGUAAAGAUGGAGCGCUUGAGAAUCAAGUAGAAUAUUUUCAGGACACAAUCAACAAAACGAUGGAGUUGGGGGAUGAAACAGACGACACAGAGGAGUUCAUCAAUUUGGAAGAAAGAAUAGUAGCUCUUAGGGAAGCAAGGGAUAGGACAGUCAUGCAGAAGGAGUUAUAG
Messenger RNA from Paramuricea clavata, 1234 nucleotides. The record is from the annotation of a GenBank genome assembly. Lineage: Eukaryota; Metazoa; Cnidaria; Anthozoa; Malacalcyonacea; Plexauridae.